AUGGCGACCGGCUUGGAAGCCCUCGGGGCUGCCAGCGCUGUUGUUCAGUUGAUCGCUUUUGCCGGUAGCCUCGUGUCCCUCAGCUUCAAAAUUUACGAUGGAAUACCUACGACCGAGAACGAGCUUGAGGAGUACUCGAACAAGAUGAUGGAGGCGGCCCGUGGCGUUCAGUCUCGUGGCGCCGUAGUGCCCCAGGGAACCCAGGUUACCGACAAACUAUCCAAUGUCUCCCAGGAGUGCAUCGACACAGCGUCAAAGCUGAAAAAAGAGGCUCAAACACUUACCAAACGGUACAAAAAUGGAAAAGGCAAAAUUUACAAGGCUGUUUAUUCUGCUUUCCGCACAGAGAGUCAUAAAGUCAAGCUCAAUCAGUUGAAUGAAUCCUUGAAGAAGUGCAGGGAAUUGAUGGAAACGGAGCUUUUAUUGAAGAUAUGCGACCAGGACACUGCGAUAGCACAACAGCAGUCCCAAGGAUUCCGAAGUUUAGAGGUUGAUGUCCAGAACCUCAUUCUCAAGAUCGCGAAAGGCUAUACCAAGGUAGAGCAACUGGUUUCCAUCGAAGCCCAAGCCACACGGGAUGUCAUCACCACCCACGUCACCUCCGAGCUCAAGGCUUUGGAGAUAAAGAACAUUUCAGACAGCCAGCGUCAACGACUAUUGAAAAGCCUCAAACCAGAGGAAAUUAGAGAGAGAUAUAACGCUGUGCUGCCGUCAUCGGAUGCCUGUUUCGAGAGGGUUUUCGCAUCAUAUGAGCGUGUUUGCCGCCAAGACAGCAGUUAUAAAGCCUGGGACAGAACCAACCCAAUAAUGAGUUAUGGAAAAGGAAUUACGAGUCACCAAGUUGACGAGAUUGACCUCAUAUGGGACGGUUUCCGUACCUGGCUGCAGUCAGAUGACAAGCUAUUUUGGAUACGAGGAAAGCCAGGAUCUGGGAAAAGCACUCUGAUCAAAUUCGUUAUCAACAACGACAACACAAAGCGUUUACUUAGUUCUUGGCGCCCAAAUACUAAAAUUCUGUCGCAUUUCUUCUGGAAGAUCGGCAGUGAACCUCAGAACAGCAUCAAAGGCAUGUUAUGUUCCUUGCUUUACGACCUUCUAUCAGAAGAUGAUGAUGCCAUCGACAAAGUAUUGAAAGAGUUCAAGUUCUCCGAAUCGAAGGACUUUUACAAGGAGUGGUCGUAUCAAGAAGUGGAGAAAGUCCUCUGGUAUCUUUUAGAUGCUUCAGCUCACCCAAACUGCAUUUUUGUCGAUGGUCUUGACGAGAUAUCGGACAAGGAUGGGUACCAGGCACUCCUUAAUGUGGUUCAAAGACUUACGACAUGUCGGGGAGUAAAGAUCUGCGUAUCUAGUCGACCCGAGACAGAGUUAGUCAGAGGGCUCGAAAAAAAUGGAGUGCCGAAUCUACGACUAGACGACCUAACCAAACCUGAGAUGGCCGUCUAUUUACAGAAAGAAUUCCAGAGAUUGCCGAAAGAACACUCCGCUUACUUGCAUUUUGAGUACUUCACAAAGACCCUUUUGGAAAAAGCGCAAGGGGUCUUCCUCUGGCUUACUCUUGCUACGAACAGCGUAACCAAUGGAAUCAUGAAUGGCGAUGAUAAGAAAACCCUUUCCCAAAGGCUCGAAGAACUCCCAGAGGAGCUUGAAUCUCUUUACCAGACGAUGUGGGAUAGACUAAAUGGGAAUAGUCGAGUAUACCGUGAAACAGCCGCGAGAUACUUCCGCUUUGUCCUCACUGACGGUUGGGAUAGAAGUCUGGGAAAGAAUGGACACUAUUGCUCCAUGAGAGAACCCAAUCUGGUUCAACUAUCACUGGCAAUGAAGUUUGAAGACCGCUUCAUCUUCCCACCCCAGACCAAUGAGAAGACACUGUCUGAAUUGCAUGAUCUGUGCAAUGCGACAGAGCGUGAUGUCCAAAUCAGAUGCGCUGGGAUGCUACAAGUUGAUCGAAAGUCUGGCUUUACCGAAGACAAAUACGAAAUGGAGCUCCCGAAAGCAAUCUAUCCACUCACACGGCCGGUCCACUUCAUUCACCGCACAGCUCAUGACUUCUUGGUCGAUACAGAAGCUGGCCAGUCCAUUGUGAAUUACAAGACAAAUGAGACAAAACCUUUGGAUACAGACCUAAAGCUGGUAAAGUCCUGGCUCAAUCUCGUUAAUACGUUCUACCGUGAGUUUGAUAUUGCGUCCAAUGUUACUCGCGCUCUUUUUGAUUGCUCUCGGCUGAAUAGCAAGGGGGUGAAUCCUGAACAGACACUGGAGAUACUUGGAACAAUCAAGAGCCUUUACGAAAAUGGUGCUCUGGAUUUAUACGAUUGGUCAUGGCGCCCUAAUCGACCCUUUCAAUCUGUCGCAGCAAUAUAUCUUGUUGGUUUCGACGAUUUUGUCAUUUCUUCUCUUACGCCGACCUCCUCGCCGGAGCUUACUACCAACAGCCUUUACGAGCUGGCACUGACAACUCAAAUCUUCACAUACGGGGAAAUACCGGUCAGGAUAAUUCGAAGACUGAUUGAACUUGGGGGGGAGGCACAUAUCGCCAAAAGAUGCGAUUUAUCGUUUGAGCUGCCAGUGAGCGGAAUGGCUGUAACCCAGCACACCACAGCCUUCGAGUCGCUUCUCCAUGGUGCACUAGCAUGGGACCUGGCGACGGCUUACAAAUAUAGAAGAACAAGGUCGUUUCUUGAUGUGAUUGAGAUUCUAUCACAGACCUGCCCAGACUUGCAUAGAAGGGCCAUAGUGUUUCUUGUGAAGCACGGGGAGAUUUUAUCUCAUAGGGUUCAUCCUUUGCGACCAUUUUGUGACGUGAAGGCCUGGGUUACGUUGGAGGUCGAUUUACAAUUUCUGGUAAACCGACUGCUGAAUGCAGCCGACUUGCAAAAGAUUCCAGCCGAGUCGAAUAAUAGGAUCCACGAACUUGCUGCUUCGUUCACCAAGCCAUAUGCACGUGUUAGAAACAUUAUCCGCUGGCAAGAAGAAGAAGGCAAGGCUCAUUGCUAUCGAGUUCUCCAUCAGGCACCAUUAAUGCAAAUCAUUGACAGGUUUGGGCUUGAAGCCGAUUAUUUUGAAUCCUUUGAAGGCGUUAUGAAAGCCAUAGAUCGUCCUAGCGAUGGCUCUACCAAUCCAGGGUCCCGUUUUCCAUUGGAUUGUUUCGAAGAGGUGCCUAUCGAGGAAGAGAUGGAUGUGCUAAUAAAAGAGGGUAUAGGGCUACACAGAGAGGAGGAUUUCAGAUUGGUUAAUAUCGUUCCUCCGUUAGAGCCCGUAAGACUGCCAGCAGGUUCCCAAGAUGCAUUAUCUAUAGGGCUAAUGAAGGCUUCUCUAGUACCUAAACCCUCUCAUUCUUACUGA
Molecule: messenger RNA, 3345 nt
Organism: Fusarium proliferatum ET1
Lineage: Eukaryota; Fungi; Ascomycota; Sordariomycetes; Hypocreales; Nectriaceae
Exons: 2
Coding region: 1-3345 (1114 amino acids)
Source: RefSeq, a predicted model, not a curated record